AUGGCGGGAAUGCUAAAACAACAACAGGAACAGUUCAUCGUUCAGUGGGACAUGUUAGCCACCUUGAAUCAGACACCUCAACAUCCCCAGAAUAUAUCUUCACUAAAGUUUAAUCAGCCUCGUGAGGUAGAUUUGCUUGAAAGGUUUACAAAGUUACGACUACCAGUAUCCAAGGGUGCAUCUAACCCAUCAAUAGCAGAAGAUUGGUUGAAGCAGAUUGAGAAAAUACUAGAAGCAAUGAACUGGCCAGAUGAUCAGAAAGUUAGACUGGAGUCCUUUAUUCUUCAGGGCAAAGCCGAUGUAUGGUGGAGAGCUAUAAAGAGAAUGGUUCUAGCUGAUUACAUGUGGACCUGGAAUAAAUUUCAAGAAAAGUUCCAUGAGAAACAUUUUUCUAAAGCGUACUACAUCCAAAAGAUGGCGGAAUUUUCAAAGAUAGAACAAGGUUCCAUGACGGUAGCCCAGUAUGAAGCAAAAUUUGUUGAAUUAGUAAGUUAUGUGCCAAAGUUAAUGAAAGAUGAAGAUUAUAAUAUUACAAAAUUUAAAGAAGGGUUAAGACAUAAUAUCAUAACGAAAUUUUGUUGCGUGGAUGUGAAGAAAUACUCAAAAGUAGUCAAUAAAGCCUUACGAGUAGAACAAGAUACAGAGCGAUUUCUCAAAUCUCGUGUGCAGAUAAAAGAAACAGGACAAUGA
Molecule: messenger RNA, 690 nt
Organism: Magnolia sinica
Lineage: Eukaryota; Viridiplantae; Streptophyta; Magnoliopsida; Magnoliales; Magnoliaceae
Exons: 1
Coding region: 1-690 (229 amino acids)
Source: RefSeq, a predicted model, not a curated record